CGGGAAAUUAGAACUAAAUCGAUACCCGUGUGAUCGAACAUCAAAAUAAACUCCAUGGACCAGCCAGUGGAGUCAGUGGCCGAGUGAACAGUAUGGAGAGCAAUGUGGAGGAAGAGCUGAAGACUACACUGCACUAUGAUGACAAGGAGAAGCUACGCAGGAAGUUGGUACUUUUACAAAGGGAAUAUCUCAGAACAGCUCAGAAACUACAGCGUGCUGAGCGUUUGGAAGCAGUGCGUAGCCAUGUGAGGAGCAGGAUCACACAGCAGAACCACCAGGACCAGAGGGACCCAGAGGUGACAUCUAACCCAUGUCACAACCCAUCGUCAUUGACAGUGAACACCGCCAAUGCCUCAGCCCAAGGUGUACUCCAGUGCCAGGGACAGACUGAGGGUCUCGAAGAUUCUGAUAACUUCAGGAGGAGUCAGGUGAUCAGGUUCCUGCUCCCCUCUGAUGCUGCCUGCCCGCAAACCCCAGAUCCCAGCCAUGACUCAGGUAGAGGUCACAGACCCAGUCCUGCCCUGCGCCUCAGGUCUCGGCGCAGCCGCCUGCGGUGGGAAAGGAGGAGUGCUGAGACUGGCAGGAUCACAGACAGCAGUCAAGAAGGACAGGAGCAGAGUGAAAGGGGGGAGGGUGCUACAACAGAAGGAGAGGAGGAGAAAACCAAGUCUGAGGGAACAGAGGUUGUGAAUGAAAAUGAAGAACCAUUUUCUGCCUCAGAGUCUGAGUCUCCCUCUCUGCUGCUUACACACUGGAACACACAUGCAAACACUGAAACAGGAGAUAUGGAGGGAAAGGAGAUGCAAGGAGAUCAUGAACAAAGGGGAAAAGAAAGUGAGUUGAGAGCUGAAGGGAAAAAUGAAUCAGAUGCAACCUCUUUGCUGUUGAGUUGUACAAACUCUGCUAUACAGACUGAAGAAAGGGGACAAGAUUGUACACUGAGUGAAAUAGGAAGUGAGACAGAGGGAGGAGACGAUGGUGAGAAAGGAAGAGGACAGAGAGAAAUAAUGCUUUGUGAACAGAACAGUAAUAAAGACGAGCAAAAUGCAGCAGAGAAAAUUGAAAAUGAAAAAGGGCAUGAUAACACCACGGAAAUAAAAGAAGAAAAGACUGGGGGUCUCUUGGACUCCUGUACCUUAGUGGAGGGACUGCUUUUCCCAGUGGAGUACUAUGUCCGAACCACAAGGCGUAUGACAUUCUCACAGAGUCAGCCUGAUAUGCAGGCCGUCAUAUUGUCCCAGCUGAGCAUGGGACGACAUCGCAGGAGCCGGGGCCGUGGCCGUGGCCGUGGCAGAGGAUUGAACAGGCACACACUCACCAAUGAAUGUUCAGAUCAACACACUGAGACAGAUUUCUCCUCCCUGACAGCUGCAUCUAUAGAUCCUUAUAAAUCAUCACACAUGCGGACUGUUGAUGCAUCUGCCGACCUUACUGGCAACAGUGAGAGCUCCAGCGAGAUUUCAAAUAUAAACUCUCCCAGUCAGACUAAUGUGGAUGUUUUUUCAUCCCCUGCUGUCAGCACCACUCGUCCAGGGAGAGGAAGGAGGAGAAAAAGAGGCAGGGGCAGAGGCAGAGGAAGAAGCCAGACCCCACGGUCCCCUCUUAGUUUAGACACCCAUCAAACAGUCUUUGAACAAACCUCAGAUGAUAACCAGCCCACCAGCAUCCUGGUCUCUUCCUCCCCGUCUCUCCAUGGAGCUGAUGGACCAAAGCCUUGUCUCGCUCCCGGGGAACCUGUUCUUGUGCCAGAUGAUCCCCAGCCUGUGUCCACCCACAGCACAACUACCCAGCCUUCCUCUGGGGUUAAUGGAGCUGAGUGCAGUGCUGCCUCUGGACAUGUGGAGAAGGUCUAUCCCAUCUUUCUGAAGAGCAGUGGCAGGACAAACACAUCCACACAGACGAGCAGAAGUUCAUCGAGCUGGCGAUCUCUCCUCUUGCCUUCCUCUCCACCUGCACAAACAAUUCUUCUUCCUCUGCCGUCUCUGUCCCCUGGCCUGCUGGUCAGCAACUUGAUGAAUUUUGACAUCCACCAAGAUUUUCAUCUCCCUGAUGACCAGUUUGCCUCCCUGAAGUUACACAAGCUUCGCCAAGUCGCUUUGGAAUCAGGAGUUGAACAUUUUACAGCCCCCUCUUAUAAUACUCGUAGAAGCAACCGCCACUCUCACCCUCGCUACAGCACCAGUGACCCAGUGAUGCCACUUCCUCUCCCACUCAGCCUCACACCCACGAUUACAGAUUCAGAGCAGCCAGCUGCAGGAAAACAAGCUGCUACACAGUCUGCAGACUUCCAAAACUUGAUGAUGAACCACAAGCUCGCAAGCCAGUCCUUAGCUGAAGAGCAAUCUAACCGAGAUAUUACAGAAACCCCUGCAGAGCAGCAGACUGAAAACCUCCAUGCAAAGACUCACACCAGCUCAACAGAACCUGUGUCUGUGGUUCAAGAGCGUGCUGCUGACUGUGUAGCUCAAACUGAAGAGCAAGAUACUGUGAGUUUGAAUAGUCAUGGCGAGAGUAGCGUCUCAGCCUGCAACACAGACACGUCCAUAGACCACCGUAUCAAACCUCAGCCUCACAUGAACUUUGCAGACAGACCUGCAGGCAAAGUGAGUGAUAAUGUUGUUGGUCAGUCAAAUGAACUUAAACAGCCUGCAUCAGAAAAACACACAGACUGUGCUGGUGUAGUCCAUCCUGUGGAGGACCACACAGACAAAGCUGUCAUCACGGAUCUUUCCUUUGAUUGCCAUCUACAGGAAACACCCGAGGAGCCUUCUAACAGCUGCACCGCUGUACGGACGUGUAAUGUCAUUGAUGCUCCAGGAGAGUCUCCUGUGAAGCAUCCGAAUGUGGAAUCUCCUGCCAAACAUCCAAACGAAUCCUCUGAACCCACAACUUGUCCUCCCAGAGACAGUUCAGUGGAAAAUAAAAAUCAGAAUAAGUCUUCACCGCACCACAGAGUCCACUCUCAGCUCCUGUUGAGCCCUCCUCUGGCCACAGCACCGUGCUCCAGCCACAUAACCCCACAUCUGUCCUCCUCUGCUAUCUUUGCCAGCCCCACACUACCCUCCCUAGGACUCACCCCCCACCCUGUUGCUGCCGGCCUUCCCCUGACCUCCUCUCCCUCUGCCCCACCUCUCACCCUGCCUCCUCCUCACAGCCCGUCAACCCAGGCCCUAUCUCCCCCGGCUCUCUCUCCCUGUCCGUCCAUCCCCUCCCUCCCUCCCAGCCAGCCUUUGGUCUCCAGUCAGAACCAGGCUCCAUCAGAACCGUCAGAUACAGCUGAUUGUGUGCGUCACAGGGUUGAACCGGCUACCUGUCCAACUGCAUCCAGCGUCCAAUCACAGGGCACGGAUCGGCAGGUGUGCCCGAGUACAGAGGAGACUGCAGAGCAACACGUGAUCAUAUGCGCACACACACUGAAGGCCCCAGCAGGAGGCUGUCUGGUGGACACAUGCUGUCUGCCUGGACCCUCAGGCGGUUUGUAUGUAGCAGCAGCAGGGAAAUGGGCAGUGUGUCUGUGGAGUCAGACUUCAGCAUCCGAUUGGAGCUUAAUACACACCUGGACCUUCAAUGACCCAGUGAUCAAUGUGUUUCCUGUCCCGGAUGCUGCUGGGCUGAUGUUUGUGACUCUGGGUCAGCUGGAAAUCAGAGAAGUGAGGCUGCUGUCGUGCUCCAGCCUCAUGCAAGUGCUGCUAUGUGAGGGGGUCGUCCAGGCUGUUGUAGGUGUGUCCAAGUCCAGAGUGGUUACCUCCUCCCACUCAGCAACAGGUUCCACCCUGCAGGUGUUUAACAUGUCAGACAACAGCAGCAUGCCAAGCUGUCAGCCUCUUGUGUCUCCUGGUGUUUGUGUCGGGGCCCUCGCGCCAGUGGAUGGACUUUCUGAUGCUCUGAUUGGCACAGAUGAGGGUGGAGGUGUCUUCGUCUGGAAUUUAAAGAGUGGACAGCUGCUGCGUAGAAUCGUCCUGGGAGACGGUUUUACACACACGGCCUGUCUCAGAGGAUACUCCUAUCAUGGAGUGUUAUUUGUCUUGCUGCAGCAUCAGUUGCUCAGCUCCCUGGAGGAAGAAGAAAAAGAGGCCAGAUUUUCAGAGCAGGAGAAAGAAGAGGAGAAGAAGAAGACCGCCUUGUUCUCCUUGGUCGCCGUUAACCCUCUGAGUAGCAAAUCUGUGCUGGCUACUCGACUGUAUCCACCCAAAGCCUGGUCCGGCAGACUAUGUGAAGCCGAUGUCAAUAGGUUCGGCGUGGUCGGUCUGAGUCAGAGCGGCUGUGUGUGUGUGUGGGAGCUCGGGCGUCGGGGGGCCUCGAGGAUGGUGUGGGCUCCUGAGAGCGAAGGCUGGCAGCUGGCUCGCUGGGGGGGACGAGACAUGCUGGUUACUGGCCAUCACAACGGAGAUGUUACUUUACACUGCUACAGUCUGAAUUCACUCUGCCUCUAAAAUAUAGACUCUUAGAUGACUUUCAUCAAACUUAAAAAAAAAAUCAAGCCUUUCUGUCACUGUAUGAAUGUUUAUAUCAAGAUUUUAACAAGGCUUCAGUUCAGAGACAGCGUUAAAAAUUUUAACAUCUGUUUUGUUUUGCUUCGCAAGGAGGUUCUGUGGCUCGGACAUUGCAGUUUGACAAAAUAUAACUUUCAGUAACAGGAUUGUCUCCAGGCCACAGUACUGCUAAAAUAUGGGGAUUAAUAUACUGUAAACUAAAUAUAUCCCAUAAGUUAGUGGCCCACUUGACCUAAGCUUUAUUUAGAACCUCAGUAAGACUGAACCGUUAAAGCUGGAGUGCUGCUAUAUUAUACUAGAUUCCCUCCAGCCUUUGGAUUUGUUGUUUUUAGAACACCAGUAUCACACACUGGAUAUCUCUUAACUGAACCUCUUUGUGGGGCAAUGUCUACUAGAUGGUGAAUUUUCACUUUUUAGACCACUGUAACCCCCAACCUGAAAACCAACCUUGUGUUUUAUUACCUUUGCUGUUUUGACUGUUCUUUGCGUAAUUGCCUACAUGUUGUUAUAUUUGUUAUAUUUAAAGAAAAAGAAGUGUUGCCAAACUUUGUUUUUUUUAUAAUUGACAUUAAACGUCUGUGGUUUCAGUGUUUAUUUUUAGUAUUUUUGUGUGUGUGUGUGUGUGUCUGUCUCUGUAUUUACAAUGCUUUUGUUGUCCAAAACCAUUAUAUAGCAAUUUUUCCGUUUAAGAGGAUUAAGAGUUUGGAAAUGCUUUUUCUCAUUUGAAAAUGUAUGAAAUGAGUGGAUGUACUCGUGCAGGCUUCCAGCACUGAAUUAUCUCCCACUCUGAAGUAGAGUGUGGAAAUGUGGAGUAGGUUUGCACAAGUCUGUUGGGUGAGUGUUUAAGUGUAAUCAUCACUUCAUGAUUAAAGGAAACUAUUAUCUAUUUUGCC
Molecule: messenger RNA, 5386 nt
Organism: Seriola aureovittata
Lineage: Eukaryota; Metazoa; Chordata; Actinopteri; Carangiformes; Carangidae
Gene: palb2
Product: partner and localizer of BRCA2
Exons: 13
Coding region: 93-4433 (1446 amino acids)
Biological process (GO): double-strand break repair via homologous recombination
Cellular component (GO): nucleoplasm
Molecular function (GO): DNA binding; protein binding
Source: RefSeq, a predicted model, not a curated record